Messenger RNA from Symsagittifera roscoffensis, 923 nucleotides. RefSeq lists its product as uncharacterized. Lineage: Eukaryota; Metazoa; Xenacoelomorpha; Acoela; Convolutidae. The record is from RefSeq and is a predicted model, not a curated record.
GCGAUUUUGGCUGGUGAACUGCAUUUGGAAUGGGACGAAAGAGAAACAGUUGAUCAGGUUGCUGGAGUCUUGGGGUGAACAUUACAUGGUGCUGAAGAUGUCCAACUCUACUGAUGCCAAGCAGCUGUAUAACGAAGCACUCAAUCUCAACGGGGCACGGAACACAGGCAUACAAAGACUGUUUGACCUAGGAGCAAAAUGGGUGGUGGCGCUGGACGGUGGCCAGUUCGUGCCAGAAGAGAGCUUCCCACCAAUGCAGAAGCUUUUCGAAGACGACACGAGAAACGAGACGUUUCACUUGUUGCCCAUGAUACGCGCAGUUUACAAAAUUCCAGUCAACAGUUCUCUGAAUUUCGAGAAAAUUUCACCCAAUACGACUGGACUUCACGAAUGUACUAUAGCUGUACAUCGGAAGUUUUUGACGGAGAGGACUGCAUAUUCAUUCCUUAAAUACCGCGGCCUGCUUUAUGAUGAGUCGAGACUAUUCGCCAAAGCAGAACGCAUGACUUUGUUGUGGCUUUUGAAGCGCCAACUGUCGGAUAAGGUGGUGAGCUGCAAAGGAGCUUUUGUGGGAGAGCCAAGAAAUAAAGUUAAUCUGAAGCAGGAUCUUCCUCUGGUUAGAAAGUGUGGCUGGUCUUACAGACUUGUGUAUUUUCCAGAGCCAUGGGCGCCCUACUAUCAACCAAGAAAGUCUAAAAGACCAGAAGCUUUUGAAGAAUUGCGCACAAAUCUUGCGACAUUAGCCGAGAAAAACAACUCGACAUCCAGUUCGUUUUGAAUUCAAACUAUACACGUAAUCGAGUUCCUUUUGGAAUCUAUCUAAAAUGACUCAUGGUAAUCGAAAUUGUUAGGUACAAAAUUCAAAUAAAAUGUUUUAACCGAUUGUAGAUUGCAUAAUUUGUAAAAACAUAAACUUCAGAAAA